UCCACCCCACCCCCACCUGUCACUCUCCUGAGUUCCCUCAACCGGCAGCGAGCAGCAAAACCACCGGCGGCGGCCAAUGGCCUCCUCCUCCGCCGCCGCAGCCUCCGGGGGAAGCGGCGCGCGUCCGUGGCGCACCGCGCUCCUCACCCUCCGCGACGAGUCCGUCGCCUCGCCCUCCCCUCCGGCCCUCCUCGCGCUCCUCCUCCGCCUCCUCCUGUCCCCCUCCCUUCCCGCCGCCGCCGCCGCGCUCUCCGCUCACGAGGUGGGCUCGGAUUUGGCGUUCCUCGCGGAGAAGGCCGCGGUGGUGGCCCCCUGCGCUGGCGCCGACGACGUUCUGCGUGGCGUCUGCCGCCUGAUUCACGAUGUCAUGUGCAGAACAAAUACAGAGAUCGACUCUUCUGGUUGGCUUGCAGUGUUGAAGUUCCUUGAUGAGCUUGUGAGGUGCUCGAUUGACGGUGCAUGUGUUAAGGGCCUCUCUGAUAGGACAGCUGCAUUGAAUACACUAUCUGAGUGUUUACAAAUUCUCAGGUUUUUGAAUAAGGAUUUUGGAAGAAGCAGUUCAUUAACUGAGAAUUCAAAUGUACUCAGAGUUCUCAUCUUGAUUAUAUCAUGCUUGCAAGCUGAACUGAACCUGACAAAUAAACCCAAUGGCUCUGGCAUUUCUUCCCACAUUUCUGGAUCAACGAAUAAUAAAAAUUCUAAUAUAUGGGAUAUGGAAAUCUCUGCAUUUUCCAUGGUUGAAGAUAUACUAUGUAAAAUUGCACCAAGUAUGUCGGAAGAUUUAUGGAAGUCUGUUCUUGAGAUCUUGAGGAAAGUGAUAGAUCUUGUGACAGCAAGGAACCUUAUUAUAGAGAGUAGUGUUAUGUCAAGAUUUUAUACUUCCUUUCUUCGUUGUCUGCAUUUGGUUCUUUCAGAACCGAAAGGUUCACUUUCAGGGCAUGUAGCAGGUUUUGUGGCAAAUUUGCAAAUGUUUUUUGUGUAUGGACUAAGGUCAUCGACGCCAUCUGCUAUAACUCCAACCGAAAGUAAAACAGAAUCAAAAUCCAGGACUUCUGGUCGUGGUCGAUAUAGACCACCUCAUUUACGAAAAAAGGAUGGAAAGGGGAAUGAUUCAUUGGACGAUCGAAGUUCGGAUAGUGAAUCUUCUAGACAUGAUUUAUGCUCAUCAGAUUCGGAUCUGAGUGACACUGAUGGAUAUGCAACAAACGGAGACCGUUUCCGGAGUUCAAAGGCUAGAUUAGCUGCCAUCCUUUGUAUACAGGAUAUCUGUCGUGCUGACUCAAAGUCACUUACUUCACUAUGGCCAUUACUUUUGCCUGAGAACGACGUCCUCCAACAAAGAAAACAUCGAGCAACUCUGAUGACAUGCUUGAUUUUUGACCCUAUAACAAAGGUACGUGUUGAGGCAGCAUCAACCAUUGCUGUGAUGCUUGAAGGACAUGCCUUAGUUUUGACACAAGUAGCAGAGUACAAGGAAUCAUCGAAACUUGGAUCUUUCACUACGUUAUCUUGCUCGCUUGGUCAAAUUCUGAUGCAGCUGCAUACAGGUGUGAUGUACUUGAUACAGCAUGAAACUCUAGCUACAUUUCUUGCAGCAUUGUUCAGAGUUCUCAUCCUUCUGAUAUCUGCUACACCGUAUUCUCGCAUGCCAAAGGAGUUGUUACCAACUGUCAUCACAGCCAUGUGCAGCAGAUUAUUGGAGAAGCACUCGAAUAAAAAUGAACAUUAUGCCUUAGUGGUUAAUGUUCUAAGUUGCUUGGAGGCAGCAUUUGCGAAGGUACCACCUUCUUCAGAUGUCUUUGGAGUUCUCAUGGAGGGUUGUGCAGGGCCAUCACAUGCUCAGCAAAAGUCAGGUGUGGUAGCUGUCCUUCUUCAUUGUGUAGAAAAGGAAAUGCAUUUCAGCAUUAGAUGCGGAGCUCUCCAGGUGUUGAGAUCAGUGGUUCAUAAUUACCCAAGCUGUGCAGACAUCAUUUGGGAAAAAGUUCAAGACAUUGUUCUUGAUUUGUUGCAAACGGAAAUCUUUGAAGACCAAAGAUCUGAUGCUAACUUUGGACCUCCUAAAGAAGAGUUAUCGAUUAAGGGAAGAUGUCUUGUAGCUGGCAUUAAGGUAAUCGACGAGUGUCUGCGUGUUUCAUCUGGAUUCAAGGGAGCAGAUGACCUCAAAGAAUGUAGAUUGCUGGAUAUUCAGCAAAUUUCUGAUUGUACUGUAAAUAAAAGUAUCAAAUCUGCACCGCACUUUGAAAUCGUAAUCCCUGGACCAACACAAAACUGUGCUUCGGAUAUAACACUUGGAACCAACCGUUGGAUUGAGGUGAUAGAAACUCUUCUCCCUCGGGGAUUGUCACAUGCCUCCGCUAUGGUCAGGACAGCAUCACUCACAUGUUUUGCAGGCAUGACUUCUGAUGUUUUCUUCUCCCUGCCAGUAAACAACAGAGAUUAUGUGACGUCGUCAUCUGUUCAUGCAGCAAUGAGUGACGCAGUUGCUACUGUGCGAUCGGCUGCUUGUCGAGCCAUCGGUAUUGUUUCAUGUUUCUCGCAAAUACUGUCGAGUUCUAGUCUGCCUGGCGAGUUCAUAGAAGCCAUUGAGUUUAAUACCCGAAAUUCAUCGACUCCAGUUCGUAUCACUGCAUCAUGGGCUUUGGCAAAUCUUUGUUCUUCUAUUCGUUUUAGAGCAUUAGAACUGCAAGCGGAUCCAUCUGCAGGUGUAAUAGAUAAAUCAACCACGUCUUUGUUGGUUGAAAUUGCUUUGCGCCUGACCAAAGACGGUGAAAAGGUGAAGUCAAAUGCUGUUAGAGCUCUUGGAUAUCUUUCAAGGUUUAUCAGAUUCAAUCAUCAACCUGACGUCGAUGUGCCAAGCGAUUCAGUUAACUAUGGAGAUCUUGUCUGGCUUGAAAGGAUGGUACAGGCUUUGAUGUCUUGUGUGACAACCGGAAAUGUUAAGGUUCAAUGGAAUGUUUGUCACGCUCUUAGCAACUUAUUCAUGAAUGAUACCUUGAGACUCUCAGACAUGCCGUGGGCAUCAAGUGUUUAUAGCAUACUUCUACUGCUACUCCGGGACUCGAACAAUUAUAAGAUAAGGAUGCAUGCGGCCGUUGCCUUAGCUGUGCCAGUCACAAGGCUUGAUUAUGGUACCUCAUUUCCAGAUGUUGUUCGAGGCCCUGUUCAUGUCCUUGAGUCAUUAAGUUCAAACAAUGCGUCGUCACCUUCAAAUUUCAAACACCGAGACAACCUUGAGAAACAGCUUACAUUUACUGCUCUUCACUUGCUUGGUUUUGUUUCUCCAAAGGAUGAUCAAAGCCUGAAAGAUUUUCUUUUCAAGAAAGCAACCUUUCUUGAAGACUGGUUGAAGUCUUUAUGCUCCUCAUUCAAUAAUACCGAGGACCAGCCUCCAGUAAGCAAGACCAUAAAUGACGAGGAUGGUUUCAGCCCAAAUGUAUCACAGAAAGUUAUGCUAUCCUCUGCUGUGAUGUCCUUGCUCGAAGUAUAUAAAAGUGGAAACCAGCAAGCUAUUGCUCAGAGAUUUGAGCAUUUGGCUAGAAGCAUAGCAUGAGUAACAAACAUCUAUUGUGGUCUCCACCGGCAUUACAAGCAGCAAGUUAUUGGUCAUCUACCUCUCUGAAAGCCAACUCGCUUAUCAACUUUGUUCUCAAGAGGCUUCCAAUAAAGAGAGACAACCUGACCUGUACAUUAAUAUACUCAGUGAACUCAGCGAAGGUGCGGAGUUUGCCGUUUUCAGAUAUUUGCCAGCAUACAGAAGAUCCUGGCAGAUGCUUGGAUCACUGCCAAAUGUGCCUCCGCGUGUCGUUGUAUUCUCGUGUAAAAGUAGUUCUUGAGUUUCCUCCAGUUCCAGGUGUGGCCAUGUUGUACAUCAUAUUAAUUUACAGUAAAGCAUUAGUGUGCAUAUGUGUUGCAAGUACUGGCAUACUUCUACCGAGGGAUUUCUCCACUUAAGCUAUCCUAGCCCAAAGUAUCAACAGUUACAGAUACAUACAUGUAUUCAUUAGUUCCACAUAGACCGUAGCGCUAUGGAUUACCAUGGACUUUGCAAUGGGGACAUGAAUGCAUUGUUAGACCACAAGCA
Molecule: messenger RNA, 4081 nt
Organism: Brachypodium distachyon (stiff brome)
Lineage: Eukaryota; Viridiplantae; Streptophyta; Magnoliopsida; Poales; Poaceae
Product: HEAT repeat-containing protein 6
Exons: 28
Coding region: 77-3550 (1157 amino acids)
Molecular function (GO): protein binding
Source: RefSeq, a predicted model, not a curated record